GGGGAGUAACCAUAGAGUAGGCCCCAGUGGCGCCACAUCCCCAGGGAAAGGAAGCCCUAGGGUUCCGAUUCAGCUCUUGCUGGUUUCUCAGCCUUGACCUGGACUGGGCUUGAAGCUGGGUGGGUUUCACAGACCACCCGGGUCACGAUGCUCCUGGAAGAAGUCCGCGUCGGUGACCAGCUGAGUGGCGCAGCGGCCCGUGGCGACGUGCAAGAGGUGCGCCGCCUUCUGCACCGGGAGCUGGUGCAUCCUGACGCUCUGAACCGCUUUGGCAAGACGGCCUUGCAGGUCAUGAUGUUUGGAAGUCCAGCAGUCGCUCUGGAACUCCUGAAGCAAGGUGCUAGCCCCAAUGUCCAAGAUGCCUCUGGAACCACUCCAGUGCAUGAUGCCGCUCGAACUGGGUUCUUGGACACCUUGAAGGUCCUGGUGGAGCAUGGGGCUGAUGUCAAUGCCCUGGAUGGCACCGGGUCGCUCCCUAUCCAUCUGGCAAUACGAGAGGGCCAUAGCUCCGUGGUCAACUUCCUGGCUCCUGAAUCUGACCUCCAUCACAGGGACGCUUCGGGUCUCACCCCCCUGGAGUUGGCCCGGCAGAGAGGGGAUCAGAGCCUCAUGGGCAUCCUGCAGAGGCACAUGGUGAUCCCAAUGUGACUCAGGGCCACUGUCUCCAGCCAGAGAGCCUCACUGGCUUACAAGUCAACAAAGGAGAAAAGAAACUUUCACUCUCUGUUCCCAUCCACUGAAGAUGGGAGUGGGAGGGGCAGUUUGUGGUUUAUUGGUAUUGAUUUCUUGAGUGAGUGUGUUUGGGGACAUUUGUUUUUCUCACCCCAUUUGGUGUGUUAGACAGAGCAGGGGCUCCUACAAGCAACAGCCACCUAAACGGUUCAGUUUUCCCUGCACCUGGCUGCAGAGACCUCAGGGCAGAGAUUUAAAGCCCUAACCUCAGAGUGAGAACAUCAUCUCCUGAGCUCCUGGAAGCCAGUGACCUUGAAGGCUGUGCUCAGAGAGCCCUGAAGUGGGAGCCACCUACUUUGGGAGGGGGAGGGGGAAAACAUUUUGAAUCCGUUGAAACAAUAGUGUGAGCUAAAUUUUUCUUGUAAGUUUGUUUUCCAGUCUGUUGUACAGAGUUUGAAAUAUAUAUAUUUAUUGCUUU
This is a messenger RNA of Phodopus roborovskii (desert hamster), 1150 nucleotides long. It is a transcript of the gene Cdkn2d, whose product is annotated as cyclin dependent kinase inhibitor 2D. Gene Ontology annotation, biological process: negative regulation of cell population proliferation; regulation of cyclin-dependent protein serine/threonine kinase activity. The transcript is spliced from 2 exons. The record is from RefSeq and is a predicted model, not a curated record. Gene Ontology annotation, molecular function: cyclin-dependent protein serine/threonine kinase inhibitor activity; protein kinase binding. The coding region runs from base 148 to 648 and encodes 166 amino acids. Gene Ontology annotation, cellular component: nucleus. NCBI's taxonomy places the organism in Eukaryota, Metazoa, Chordata, Mammalia, Rodentia, Cricetidae.